Messenger RNA from Linum trigynum, 744 nucleotides. Lineage: Eukaryota; Viridiplantae; Streptophyta; Magnoliopsida; Malpighiales; Linaceae. The record is from the annotation of a GenBank genome assembly.
AUGGAACCACUGACUCUGUUCAUCGGAAUCAUAGGGAAUGUCAUCUCGGUGCUAAUGUUCCUCUCUCCUGCGGGGACAUUUUGGAGAAUUGUAAAGAACCGCUCGACGGAAGACUUCGAGAGCCUGCCUUACAUUUGCACGCUGCUGAACGCUUCCUUGUGGACGUAUUACGGCGUCAUCAAGCCCGGAGCUUACUUGGUCGCCACCGUCAAUGGCUUCGGCAUCGUCGUCGAGAUCGUCUACGUGGCGCUCUUCAUCACCUACGCGCCCCGCAAGAUGAAGGUGAAGACGGGAACCCUAGUGGGGAUUCUGAACGUAGGGUUUCUAGCGGCGGCGACGGUGGUCACAUGGCUGGCGUUGGAAGGAGAGGCCAGAAUCGACGCCAUCGGGUUCAUUAGCUCCGCCUUGAACAUCGUCAUGUACGGCUCACCGCUGGCGGCCAUGAAAACAGUGGUGACAAGCAAGAGUGUGGAGUACAUGCCAUUCUUGCUCUCCUUCUUCCUCUUCUUGAAUGGUGGGAUUUGGACAUUCUAUGCCUUCCUCACCAAAGAUCUUUUCCUUGGGGUGCCGAAUGGGACGGGGUUCUUGCUUGGAGCCGCACAGCUCAUUCUUUACGCAUUGUUCAGAAACGCUAAGCCAUCCGCCUCUGGUUUAAUUAACACUAAUACCACUAAUUAUGGAAGCCUGGAAGAAGGAGGGCAGCGUGAGCCCUUUAUUCCCACACCCCACCAAGAGAUUCGCUAG